GUUCUGUUUUUUUUUUUUUUUUUUUCUGGAGUGUUUGCUCCCCUCCUUUCUUUUUCUGCUCAAGCUUCCGGAGUCGGGGUACCGGAGCUAAGGCAUCACCACCGCGGGAUCCCGCGGGCCGCGUCCCACUGCCGAGACCCCCGUGUCCCGCUACCCCGCGGGGCUCGCCGCCCGCAGCGGCCCGUGAUGGCGAGAUUCGGGGUCUUCGCCGCCGGCACCGGCCUUUCCCUGGCAGUUUUGAUCUUGCACUCGCUGUUCUGUGGCUCUCCUGUGUUAAGAAAUUUUGUUUUUCAAAUUACCCGGGAAAGCGAGGAAAUUCUCUACCAGCUAGAUGUGAGUUGGCCGAAGUAUUCGGAACAUUUCACCGGAGCGACUUUCUGUGUUGCCGUGGAUCCCCUGAGCGGGUUGGUCUAUGUCGGCCAGAGAGGGGAUAACAUCCAGAAAGUACUCGUGUUCACAGAGGAGGGCUAUUUCUUGAGGGCCUGGAAUCAUACAGUCGACAUGCCUCAUGGUAUCUUUGCAGUCAGUACACUACAAGAACAGUCUGUCUGGAUCACGGAUGUAGGAAGUGGAUCCUAUGGCCACACUGUCAAAAAAUAUAAUUCAUUUGGUGAUCUUGUUCAAGUCUUGGGUACUCCAGGCAAAAAAGGCAGUGGUUUGAAUCCCCUUCAGUUUGAUAACCCUGCAGAAUUAUUUGUAGAGGACACAGGAGAUAUGUACAUUGUGGAUGGAGACGGAGGAUUGAAUAACAGAUUGAUCAAGUUGUCCCAAGAUUUCAUGAUGCUUUGGCUGCGUGGAGAGAAUGGAACUGAGCCUACCAAGUUCAACAUACCUCACAGUGUCACAGUUGAUUUAGCUGGUCGGGUAUGGGUUGCUGACCGAGGAAAUAAGAGAAUUCAGAUGUUUGACAAAGCCACUGGAGAGUGGCUAGGAGCUUGGACAAACUGUUUCACAGAAGAGGGACCAUCUUCAGUAAGAUUCACUCCUGAUGGAAGAUUCUUGGUUGUAGCCCAGCUGAAUCUUAACAGGCUCUUGUUUGUGGCAGCACCACCAGUGGGGACCGUUGGCAAUUGCUCCGUGAUCAGCACAAUCCAACUGGCAGAUCAAGUUUUACCUCAUCUCCUAGAUGUCAGUGGGAAAACAGGAGCCAUCUAUGUAGCGGAAAUUGGAGCCAAACAAGUACAAAAAUACGUCCCUUCCAAAAGCUAUUUUUCGUUAUUUGUUUCAUAAUGUUCUUCAGAGUGAAAGUUUAUGUUUUCAAAUUUACUGAAUUUUUGUUUCUUUUAGUUUUUGUUUUGAGGUCACACCGGGUGUUGCUCAGGGAUUACUCUCAUCUUGCACUCGGGAAUUACUCCUGGCAGUGCUUGGUAGACUACAUGGGAUGCCUGAAGUCAAACCUGGUUCAGCUGCAUGUAAGGCAAGGGCCCUACCUACUGUACCAUUGUGCCAGUCCCUUAAUUUUAUAAUUAAUGUUCAAGCAAAAGGAUUUGUGUUAACUUACUGUCUGCUGUUACCUAAAUUAUUUUAAGAAAAAUUCCAUUUAGCAUCACUAAGGGCUUUUGGCUUUUUAUUUUUUUUUCCUUUGGAGCUGGAGGUGUGGACGGCCUCGCAGUGGCGACCACCCCACGUCUUCUACAUUCCAGGCAUAUAUUCCAGCCCAUUGAACAAUCUCUCCAACCACCAGAUCUUUAUCUCUUGGAGCUUACUUUUACUUGCAUAAGAAUAUUCUCAUGAAAGAAAAUGCAGCUCUUUAAAGACAUUUUAAUUAAAAAAAAAAAAAAAGGUAGGGGCUGGAUCGAUAGCACCACGCUGGUAGGGUGUUUGCCUUUUGCCUUGCACAUGGCCGACCCAGGUUCGAUUCCCAGCAUCCCAAAUGGUCCCCCAAGCACCACCAGGAGUAAUUCCUGAGUGCAUGAGCCAGAAGUAAACCUGUGCAUCACCAGGUGUGACCCAAAAAGAAAAAAAAAAAAUUUAGAUAAGUAAAGAGGAAUUCUGGUGAGGCUAGGAAGGUGGUUCAAAGGGUUACUGGGUAUGCUUCGCAUGUGGGCACCUUUGGGGUAUUACACUGUGUGGCCAAAUAAACCAAAAAAAGCCCCAAAUUACAGAAUUUAUUGACUCUCACACGAAGAAGUUCAUACCUCCAUUUCUGUUUGAGAGCUUGAGAUGGGCUCUUGACUGAGCACUCAAAAUACUAGCUCCUCAAAUUUCAAAAAAGCCAAGUCACUUUGUCCAUACCCUUUGGAUAGUUUACAGUUCUGUAGAGAGGUGACUUUACAGAUAGUCCCAUUGAUGGCAGUGUGUGCGUGUGGUGAGACUUGUGGAGCGUUGCACAUUUCAUCUGUGGAGGAAUCCUGGGGAAUUAAAGAGGAAGUCAUUCUGAGCUUCAGCUUGAAAACAGGAAGAGAGAUGACAUGAUCCAUGGAGGCAAAUUAACAAAGUUAGAAACGUGCUUGCACCUUCUGAAAGCAGGUCCCUUCAGUUGGGCCCUUUAGAUGGCAGGUAAUGUUAGUCUCAGGUAGCUAAGCAGUUUAGCCAGUUGAACUGAGUCUCUUUAGGAUUAGCAGGACCACUGCCAUUGGAGCAUGCGCGUCUGGCAGAUCAUUGGCAGAUCUUUAGAACAGGAAGUGUAGUCUUACACAGAAGAAAGAAGUUGGGAGGAGCUGGUUUAGAAGAAACUGUACUAGAAGAAGCAAGGGUUCGCCUCCCCUGCCCGCGUCCUUUGUUCUCAGAGUCGGGAAUUUGAAGUAGUGCUGGUUUUUCUUGCCUUCGAGAGAGAAUGUGCUGUUGCUGGAUCCAAGAAAACUUCCUUUUUCCUUCACCCUCUGCAGAGAAGAAUGGUGGGGUGUGAGCGCUUGACCUUCCCUCUCCACCUUCACUAUGAAUGACAUUUCCUUUCAUCCAGUUUCCUGGUGCUUUUCGUCUCAAGUUUUCAAUGUAAGUGGCUGACUUUUCUAAGCACUUUACUGAAAGAGGUCUCUACAGAUGCAGGCAUACCUUGGAGAUGCUGCAGGUCCUCUUCCAGAUCCCAGGAAAAGGAUUACUGUGACAAAGUCACAAACAUGUAUGUGUAUAUAUAUAUAUAUAUAUAUAUAUAUAUAUAUAUAUAUAUAUGUUUAUUUUAAAAAGCAUUUUAUUGCUAAGAAGCAUCACCAUCAUUUGUGCCUUCUGCUCAGCAUCUUCGCUGAGGACAGGUCUUCCUCGUCUGUGGACUUCCUUCCCAGACGGCCUCUGCAGCCAGUGACAUUCCCUAGCCUUAAUGGCCUUUUCCCUGGGGUAGAUCUGUAAAUGUUGGCCUGGUCUUCUCAAGCCCUGUGUGGCUUUCCCAGCUACGUUUGGUCACAGUGUAGGAAUCCUUGUGGUCAUUGCAGCCAUGUCCACAGUGUCUUCACCAGGAGUAUCUUCUAUUUCCAGAAACUCUUCUCUUCCUUCUUAAAUAAGAAGCAGCUUCUCCUGUUUGUAUUUCAUCUCAAGUUUGCUGUGGCCCUCCCAUGUCCUCAUGCUCC
Messenger RNA from Sorex araneus (European shrew), 3503 nucleotides. It is a transcript of the gene NHLRC3, whose product is annotated as NHL repeat containing 3. Lineage: Eukaryota; Metazoa; Chordata; Mammalia; Eulipotyphla; Soricidae. Gene Ontology annotation, biological process: proteasome-mediated ubiquitin-dependent protein catabolic process; protein polyubiquitination; negative regulation of translation. Gene Ontology annotation, molecular function: translation repressor activity; ubiquitin protein ligase activity; protein binding. The transcript has 7 exons. Bases 187 to 1230 code for a protein of 347 amino acids. The record is from RefSeq and is a predicted model, not a curated record.